UUAACCCAGCUCUAAACAAAAGAAAAAUUACAAAAAAAAAUUUUACAGCAGGACUGCGAGCGAUAUUUGAUUGAAUCGUUUGCAGCAGCAUUGAAACAUCACCGGGAAACCAACUACUGCGCGUUGCCAGUCCGGAGUCACAGUGUUUCCAGCGGAUCCGCAGUUUUCCAGUGCCUCCUGCUUGCUGCCCCACCACAGCUUUCCCCUCCCGAAAGAAAAAGCAGAGAUUCUGCUUUUUUCAUCCAACCAUCCGUUCGUUUCCCCCUUUGCAACUUACCCCGCCCCGCCCUGUCCCACGUCCCGUCAAGGCCCCACCCGCAGACCACGCCCCCCGCCCCUAAGGUUUAAUCAGCAAACAAACAAACGAAGCAGCGAAAACGGGAAAGAGGCGAAGGGCGGCACGAGCUCCUCCUGUGAGUAAUCCGGAAGCUGGAGCAGCAGAAGCGUGGAUCCUCAUCCAACCGGCGGCUGAGCGAUGCAGUAUAGGCCACCAUGGGUUCGCAGACCUUGGAGAUAUUGCGCCAAGGCGUGUGGGCCUCGCUGACCGGCGGUUAUUUCUACGAUCCGCACCAGGGUGUCUUCUGCAAUGUGGUGCACCUUUAUCUUUGGCUUUACCUGCUCUGCUCGCCCUUUGUGGCCUACCUGUACUUUCCGAGCACCUGGUUGACAUGGUGCCUGUACUGUGUGAUAACCAGCUUGACCAUCUUGAUGGUGAAGCUGGCCAAUCUUGCACUGCACCGGCUGUACGAUCGGGCCCAGACAAUGUCCGAGGUGAACCUCAAGGGGCAGUUUUUCAAGGUCACCAAAGAGACGGAGCCGCGGCACGAUGACGAGGGCGGAAUCGAGAUGAAGGUCAUCCGGCCUGGCGGAUCGCGCAUCUCCGUCGAGCAGGCCAUUAACGAGGCCAGCGAAGAGAACAGCAUCAUGUCCAUCGACAAUGUGAACAGUAUCAUUGAUCUCAAGGUCGAUGUGCACCGUAAGAACAGCUCCGAAUCCAUCGAGCUGAUGUUCUACGCCCCCUCCAUGCUGUCCGGUGGCAGCCAGCAGGAUCAACAAUCGCUGGCCGGUUCCGCGAGCGUCAGUAAAUCCAUUCGCAGUACGGGACCCGGCGGCAAUUCCUCCACCAGUGCCGCCGCCCAGGCGGAUUUGUUCAACAAGUACCUCACCGUCUAUCCGGAGGUUGUGGAGGCGCCCGGCAGCAGUGCGGGCAGUGCCGAUGGCGGCAGCAGUGGCGGCGACAGCAGAUCCGGCGUGGCAGUGGGUGUUCUCGGCUCGGCGGGAGCGGGGACGGCACCUGUUCAGCACGUCCGAACGGGACACUUGUCGCGCAAGUGUUCCGAGGUCUUUAGCCGUCGACAUCGACGGCGUUUGGAGCGCCAAAGUAGCCUGGACACGGCGGCAGCGGCGGCGAGCUCCAGCGGCGAGCACAAGUUGAUGCGCAACCAAUCAGACACAAUAGCCACAGCGGCACCAUCCUUCCUGCACUCCCAGCCGACGAAUAAGGCGCGCGGCCAGGCCAAUCCGCGCCAGCACUUCAUAGCCAGCACCCCGUCGGCGGGAUUGGGCGGUGGAGAUGCCGCCUCCUCCUCGUCCGCCGUCGUGGUCAUUGCCCCCGCCUCAAAUGCCGCAGCGAAUCCAGGACGCUCUUCGCGUCUGCAGCGCCACAGAAGUUCCGAGACGCACGACGAGAGGCUGAAGCACCAGAACCGCGUGGGUCUCUUCCAGCCGAUUCUGCAGCUGCCGCAUCACAGUGCUGCCAGCAGCAUCGGAACGCUGGCGGUGAUCGGUGGCGGCGGAGGCAGCGGGGGAGCCAACGACGUGGAGGACAUGGAACUGGGACUGGCCAGGAAUGCGGGCAGCGGCGGGGUGGCGGACGCUUGCAGCCGCGCACUGCAGUCCUGGAUAUUGGAUCCCUAUCCGGAUGUGUACCUGGAGGACGAUAGCUACACCAAAUCAGAUCUGGGCAUCGAGCAGCCGCACCAGCCGACGUUCCGUGCCCAGCAUCACCACCAUCACCACCACCACCACCACUUGCAUCAUCAUCUGGGCGGAGCGAUCAUCCGGAAGGAUCCCACCAGCACAAUGUCUGCACUCCAGCUGGCGGGAGGCGCCCAGCCGGGAGCGGGUGGCUCGGGAUCGAGCGGAAGUGGAGCGGCGGGUGGAGGCGGUGGCUCCGCUGCCGCGAUGAAGAGACGCAGACAUUCCAAUGCCACUAGUUACAAGCACGGCUCGGGUCAGGGCAACAAAUCCUCUUUGGCGGGCAGCGGCGGCGGCGGAGGCGGCGUGGGCAGGAUCGCCGGUGGAGACGCUGGUGGAUCAGCGACAGGCAGUGGAACAGCUGGCGGAGUGAGGCGCAUCAAGAGCGCCGCCUUGGAGGUGCUCUGCCCGCAGGCCUCGGUGUCCAAUCUCAGCCCGCAUCCCAAUAGCGUGGAGGCGAUUUCGGGGCAGCAACAGAUGCGAAACCCUCUGCCGCCGCCCAGCAAGAGUCUGGUGCGCAACCAGCACCUGAAUUUGUACCCCACCCAGGGUUAUGGGGACGCAAAUCAGUCCACCGGAGGCGGAGGAGCGCCUGGUGCCGGCAGCACCUGCAGUAGCCUCUUCUUCGGCAGCUCCAGCGCCUGUGGCUCCACAACGGCCCUGAUUGAGCCACCCGUCUAUCCCAUAGUGGAGCACUCGGACGAGAAGGGGGCCCACGAGGAGCACGAAGACCAUUGCCUGGGAAUUGGCCAGGGCAAUGCCGAUGAUGAUGACGAAGUGGACGAUGUCCCGGUGAGGCGGAGAACGCGUGCGCUGGGCUGCAGCCAAACGCACUACAGCGCCGAGUCGGAUGUGGGCGGAUUCCUGGCGGACGACGUCGCCGCAGCGGAAGAUGUGUUCAAAGACUUCGACGACAACCUGGAGCACAUCCUGAGCGAGCUCCAGCAGACGCACAAUCAGCUGGACGACGUGCUGAAAACCCACGAUCUGCACCACCACUCGCACAUGCAGCACCACCAUCAACACCAUCAGCACCACAAAGGAGGAGCUCCGGUGGAGGGCACUGGACCCUCGGGAGGCGCCGUGGCCGUCGGCGUGAGUGGCGGCAACGAUGACGAUGACGAGGAGACGGAGGACAACAACACGGGCUCCCGUUCCCCGCUGCUCAGCGAUCGGAAUCGCCAGCAGGCAACGCUGCGCGAAAUCCAAGCGGACAAGCAACUCCGCCAGGAGCUAUCACACCAAUCUGGGGCAGUAAUCCCCGCCGCCGUGGCACCCGUUCCCAUUCGCAGUGAAGCGGACUCGGGCUGCCCGUCCAGCGAUUGCGAGCAGGUGAGUGCCAGCUCCAAGGACCAACUGUUGGCGGGCAUGGAAUCGGAACAGCAGCAGCACCAGCAUCAGCAUCAGCACCAGCAGCAUCAACAGCAAUCGCAGCGUUGCCCGCUGGACGAGGAGCAGCCCUGCACCUCGAAGAUGGCCGCCAAGAGCCUGGGAGCCAUUCCGAAGGUGGUGAAGUACCGCGAAGUGGACGAACUCCGGAGGAGAAGGCGAGGCGGCUCCCCGGCGGAUGUGAGCGAGGUUCAAGGCAACGAGUUCUCCUUGGUGAAGCAGUCGAAGCUGGCGUCGCGCAACUCCUCCUCCUCGAACUCGACGCACAGCAUCAGCCUGACGGACAGCUUGACGGCGGACAUCCACAAGAUGCUCUGGCUGAUGCACGGCGGGCUGGUGGACGAACGCGGGCGGCCGAUCAGUGGCUUCUCGCCGGAGGGCACGCCCAUUCCGGCGAACAGCAGCCUCGUGCCGCCGAACAUGUCGAGUGCCCACUUCCAGUUCUACCAGGACGCCAUCCAGGCGCUCCAGGGUGCCCAUCCCACCUCCGGCUCCAGUGUGGAGCACAUGACGAACAUCGAGCGCGCUCUGGCCCGGGACAAGCUGCGCCUGGACACCAAGUUGAUGUGCGAACAGCUGACGGCGGCGGCGGAGGCCAAUUCCGGAGUGCGAGGACCCAGCACGUUGACCACCCAGCAGAUCCAGCAGAUGUACCGACAACAGGUGGACAUGCUGAUGCGUGGCAGCUCGGGCCCGCGGCUUCCUACCAGCGCCCCCUUCUCCGUGCAGGGACUGAUCAAUGUCAUUCGCAAUGAGCGGCAAGUGGCGCGCAGCCAACUGGACGCACUGCAGCAGCUGCGCGACGCGGCAGCCGCGGUGGCGGCCAAUGCCAGUGAGGCGGCGUCCGUUUCGGCCUCGGGCAUCGGCGGCGGUGGUGCUUCGAGUGGCGGCGGCGGUGGCGUUCUGAGCGCCCUCGGGCUGGCCAACCAUCCCAGCAACCAGAUCAGCCAGAUCAGCCAAAUCAGCCAGAUGAGCCAGACCAUGCUGAACGUGGACGGUCACUUCGCGCCCUACUGCGACUACUGGCGGCCGGCGUGCCUGCUCUCGGCCGCGGAGAAGCCGGCGGCGCCGAAGAGCUUCUACAAGUACCGGUUCAAGUGGUGCGGGCAGGAGCACGAGUUCAAGAUCGCCAUGGACCGGCUGGAGCUGCUGGCGCUGUUCGAUCGGGACCUGCACUGGAUGCACGUGCUCCUGGCCAGUCUGCUGUGCACCAUGGUGGCCUGCCUGGGCGCGGCGAUCCUGCAGCACGACCACUACAAGGACCUGUGCGCCCUGCUCUUCUGUGCGGUGAUCGCCGGCGCUCAGUACUCGCUGGUGAAGAGCGUCCAGCCGGAUGCGGCGUCGCCGGUCCACGGAUUCAACAAGACGGUGGCCUACUCACGGGCCAUAUACUUCUGCCUCGGUGGAGGCAUGCUGCUGCUGCUCAAGCGGUUGGACACGGACUACGGGGAACGACCGCCGGAUCCGGUGGUCUUCUUUGGGAUGCGUUAUGCGCCCGCCGAUGUGGUGGCCCUCCUGCUGAACGCGCUGUACAUCCUGCUGCUGUGCUUCCCCAUCAUCUUCUCGGUGGGGCUGUGUCCGCAGAUCAACACGUUCCUUAUGUACCUGCUGGAGCAGAUCGACAUGCACGUCUUUGGCGGCAAUGCUGCCAGCAGUCUGCUGGGCUCCUUUCUGUGCGUGGUGCGAUCGGUGCUGGCCGUAAUGCUGCUCUACGGACCCCUCUACGGAGCUCUGGACGAGCACCGCGGCACGCAGUACAUCCUGUUCUCGAUCUUCUGCGCCAUGCUGGUGCCCCUCGGCUACCACCUGUCCCGCUGUGCCAGCGACUUCAGCCACCUGUGGCGCCUCAUCAAGACGUGCAUCGUGAGCACGUAUCGCGACGACGAGGACGAGGACCUCAGCCACGUUCAGCCGGUGGGUGCUGCAGGAACCGGAACGGGAGCUGGCAACAGUACUGCUCUCCAGUUGGCCACCAGCACGCCGAAGCAGCGCACGCAGACGGACUUAAAGGCGGCCGAGCAGGAGCACAUCGAGCUGAGUACGCUGGAGAAGCAGCUGGCCGCCGGCGAGGAGCAGCAGGAAAGGGAACGGGAGCAGGCCGAAGAUCAACUGGAGUCCGAGCAGGUCCUGCCGCUGCAGCAGAAGCACAGCAAGUCGAAGACCUCCUCGCUGGGCAGCAGCCAGCAAACGCUGGCCAAGACCAUCAGCAGCAGCAAGAGGGCCAUCACGGCCUCCAGUUCGUGCACCUCCAUCGGAGUGGGAGAAGCGGCGGCAGAGAGUGGCGGAGUGCCGUCCACGGAACCAGUGGAGUGCGAGGAUCAGGCGGGUGAUCUGCUGCCCAGCGAGGAAACGAGCAAGCACGAGUUGGCCGAAGCCUAUGACCAGGCGGCCAAAGCUGAGGACUCGGAGGACAAGAUCUCCAGCUCAUCGGCCACAAAUCCAGCGGACAUGUCCACACUGACGGCUGGAGCAGGCACUGCCACCAUGGACGCCACGCCCGCUUGCCUGGAGGCAGAUCCCGAUGUCGAAGGAGAAGCGCCCGCCGACGAACACAAACAUAACCCGGGAAAUCUGGCAACGGGAAUGGGAACGGGAACUGGCACCACCGAGGCCAGUGAAAACAGCAGCGGCGGAGGCGGCGGAAACGGGAACGCCAACGGGAGUUCCACGGGCAACGAUCUGCCCGAUCCGCUGCCGCGCAAACUGCAGGCCACGGUGACCACGCGGCUGAAGAACGACCUGGUGGUGAUGACCCUGCUGGCGGUCAGUGUGCUGGGGCUGCACUGCAGCACCGUCUUCACGGCCCUGCAGCCGGACCUCAAUGUGGUGCUGUACUCGUUCAUCGGCGUCCUCGGCCUCCUGCUGCACUACAUCGUGCCGCAGAUGAGGAAGCACAUGCCGUGGCUGUGCUUCGCCCGUCCCUUGCUGCGGCAGCGGGAGUUCGGCCAGUUCGAGGUGCUCAACGCCCCGAAGAUCAUGUGGUUCGAGAAGCUCUACAUCUACCUGAGUGUCCUGGAGCGGAACGUGCUCUUCCCCCUGCUGGCCAUCUCCUCGCUGACGGCGGACUCGCAGCUGAUCGUGACCAAGUUCGGCCUGCCCUGGGGCACCCUCAUCGUGGCCAUCUGCGCCCUGAAGUUUGUGAGGAACGCAUACUCCGAUCCAACCAACCAGUACCUGAUAAUCAUUUUUACGGUCUUGCUGUUCCGAAUCGACUUUGCCAUGGCCACAGAGACCUUCAUCAUUGACUACUUCUUCGUGUCGCUGGCCUUUCGCAAGUGCUGUGACUUCCUGCUGAAGCUGCAAUUCAUUGUGACGUACAUUGCGCCCUGGCAAAUAACUUGGGGCUCCGCCUUCCACGCCUUCGCCCAGCCAUUCAGCGUGCCCCACUCGGCGAUGCUGUUCCUGCAGGCGGGCAUCUCCGCCAUACUCUCGACCCCGCUGAAUCCCUUCCUGGGCAGCGCCAUCUUCCUCACCUCGUACGUGCGUCCCAUCAAAUUCUGGGAACGGGACUACAACACGCGGCGCAUCGAUCACUCGAACACGCGGCUGAGUUCGCAGCUGGAAAGGGACUUGGGUGCAGAUGACAACAACCUGAACAGCAUAUUCUACGAGCACCUGACCCGCUCUCUGCAGCACUCGCUGUGCGGGGAUCUCCUGAUGGGUCGCUGGGGCAACGUCAACCAGGGAGAUUGCUUCGUUCUUGCCUCCGAUGAUCUCAACUGCUUGGUGCACAUCAUUGAGCUGGGCAACGGACUGUGCACGUUCCAGAUGCGCGGACUCGAGUUCCGCGGCACCUACUGCCAGCAGCGCGAGGUGGAGGCCAUCACCGAGGAUGUGGAGGACAACGACGGCUGCUGCUGCUGCGAUCCGGGCCAUCUGCCCCGUCUGCUCAGUGCCAACGCCAUGUUCUCCACCCGCUGGCUGGCCUGGCAGGUCGUGGCCGCCCAGUAUGUCAUCGAGGGAUACUCCAUUUCGGACAACCUGGCCAGCGCCACGCUCCAGGUGUUUGAGUACCGCAAAGUGCUCAUCACCUACUACAUAAAGAGCAUCAUCUACUAUGUGGUGAAGAACCCCAAGCUGGAACAGUGGCUGGCCUCCGGUCCCAUCCAGGACGCACUGCAGCACACGCUGGGCCGCCAGUUCGUCGACUUGGAUCCCAUUUUCAACUUCAACCUGGACGAGGACUUUGACUUCCGAGCCGUGGGCAUCACGCGCUCCAGUUUCUGCUACGUGUACCUCAAGUGGAUUAACUACUGUGUGGACAUGCGCCGGGAUGCCGCCACCAUGGGAUCAGCAGCACCACCCAGCCAACCAUCGGCGGCUCAAGGAGGCGCAUCCUCCGCACCCGCGACGGCUUCAGCAGCAGCUGCUCCACCGCAGCCGCCGGUUACGCCGGCCCACAAUGAUUCGAAGAGCACGCCGAAUCUCUCUUCGCACGGUGGCUCAGCUGGUCCGACUUCCGGCCAGUCCAAGUCACAGUCGCAGCAGCAGCUGCGCCGCCCGCAGAAGAGCGGAGGUGGUGCUCAGGACAGCGGCGCAGCCGUGGGAGCAGGAGGCGCCGGAGUCGGAGGCGCCACUGGGGGCACCGGAGGAGGAGGACCGGGAACCAUUGGCGGAGAUCCGCAGCUGAGCAGCUCGCACAGUUUUGCGAACAUAUCGCGGCAAACGUCGGAAAGCGCGCCCGGCUUGGGUGGCUAUGUCACCUACAUGGAUCAGAACGUGUUCGUAAAGCUGGCCAAGAGCAGCACGGCGACGGGAGCGCCGGGAGCCGGCACUGGAGCGGGCGUGGGGGCUGCCACCGGCCGAAAGGAGAGCCAGGAGAAGCCGGCACUGCGGCUCAAGUUGGCCAGCGUGGGCAAGGACGCCCCGCUGGUCUCCCUCUGCCUGGCGCUGGGCCUCCUGGCCCGGCGAUCGCUGGCCACCGCCUCGCACAGUUCGCUGACCGGCGUGGAGUUCUUCCUGCACGGCCUGCACGCCCUGUUCAAGGGCGACUUCCGGAUCACCUCGCCGCGCGACGAAUGGGUCUUCGCCGACAUGGAGCUGCUGCACUCGGUGGUGGCGCCGGCGGUCAAGAUGGCGCUCAAGCUGCAGCAGGAUCACAUCACCAAUCCGGACGAGUUCCUCGAUCCGCAUUCGCUGUACGAGGCGAUCGAUAACUGCUCCAACGAGCUGGUCAUCUCGCACGAGGCCGAUCCAGUGUGGCGCAGUGCAGUGCUGCGCGGAGCUCCGAAUCUGCUGGCCCUGCGCCACGUGAUGGAGGACGGCUCGGAUGAGUACCGCAUCAUCCGGCUGACGAAGCGCUGCCUCAGCUUCCGGGUGAUCAAGCUGAACCGCGAAUGCGUCCGCGGUCUGUGGGCGGGGCAGCAGCAGGAGCUGAUCUACCUGCGCAAUCGGAAUCCGGAGCGCGGGAGCAUCCAGAACGCCAAGCAGGCGCUGCGCAACAUCAUCAACUCCAGCUGCGAUCAGCCGAUUGGCUACCCCAUCUACGUGUCUCCGCUGACCACCUCCUAUGCGGACACGAAUGCCCAGCUGUGCGAGGUGAUUGGCGGCGCCAUCACGCUGGACACCAUACGGCACACGGUGCUCGGCUGGUGGCAUCGCAUCCGGGAGCGCUGCCGCCAGGGCUGCAGCUCGGGAUCGGCCCUGGAACCGCAUCCGGGCUCGGGACCCGUGCAGCUGGGCGCCUGCAACUUCGGCAGCGGUGGCAGCGUCGUCGGAGCCGUGUCCACGGCCACGGGAGUGGGCGCCUCGGCGGGAUCUGGUCUGGGUGUGACGGCACCCGGCACGGCAAGCAGCACCGGCGGCGAAUCCGGUGACCUGGCGCCCGUCUUCAUCUCGGCCCCGCUCUACAACACGCUCACCGUGAACAGUUACUACAGCGUGCGGCCGGGAAACGUUCCGGGCGGAGCCAUUCCCGGCAACCUGGGCGGCAGCUACGUGAGCGACAGCCUGGCGGUGGUGCGCGGCGGCCUGGCCGUGAUGCCCGUGAAACCCACCUCGACGACGUUGAUCGCCGGACUGCUGAACAGAGAGCGGGAUCAGGAAAUCCCGGGCGCUGCUGUCGGAGGCGGAGGAGGAAGCGGAGGAGGAGCAGGGGCCAGUCGGGCCACCAGCAGUGGCGGAGUGCGCAGUCGAAGCCAACUGCACCAGCAGAUCGGCAGCAGUCGGGGCCGAGAUCACGAGCGCAGGGCCACGUUGCCCAUUGCCAGCGGUGGCGGUGGCGGUGGAGCGGGCGGAGAGUCGGGAAAGGAUCACCUGGCCACGCCGCAGACCCAAGUGGAGCACGAACCCAGUCCGCGCAGCACCAAGCUGUCUUCCUCAUCGGGCAGCUUGGGUCUUGGCAUGGGCGUCGGGCUGGGCAACAUCAUCACCACGCCCGGAGAGUAUCCCCGCAAGACCAAGGGACCCAUUUGCCUGACCUCCGUCGAAACGGCGGGAAUGAGUGCAUCGACGGCGGAAGGAGGAAAGCCCGCGGGAUCGGGCACAGGAGCAGCAAUCGGAGGCGGAGGCGGAGGUGCAGGCGGAGGUGGCGUCAUCCGAAAGCCGCGCAUCGAGAUCUUCAAGAAAGUGAUCAUAGUUGAUGACUCGGGGAUCUACGACUGCCUGGACAUCAUCGAUGCCGUCGUGUGGCCCAGCGAACGGAUGCGCAACAACGGUGGCCGCUUGUCCUGGAAGGACUGGGAGCCGAGUGCCGGAAUGGUCGGCCAUGUGGUGCACUGCUGGACGCCCAACCACAAGGAUGUGCGCUUCCGCUCGCACGUCAAUCGCUACGUGUACCUCGUGGAGAUCGGUGACCACUACGUGCCCGUGGAGGAGUUGGGUCUGCGGGAGUACAACCAGAUCAUGGGCAGCACCGAGGACAUGGCCAACUCGCGUCGCAGUUCCAUCCAGCGCGAGUUCCACGAGUACAACAUGCAGCUCAAGCUGGCGGGCCUCACUCCGAUUAUCGGCGGCGGCGGCGACGUUGGAUCCUCGACGACGACGACAACAGCAACGGGCAGUGGAACUUCCAAGUCGUACAAGGCCAAGAUUCGAGCGGUGAGCAGCAGCAGCUCCGAGGACGAGGACACGUCCUCCACGCGCUCCAUACCCUUGCCACGCGACGAUCCCGGCGACCUGACGAACUUCACCAGGCUGGUGAGCAUGUGGAAGGAGAUCAUAUCGGACAAUAACAAGCGCAGGUUCUACGAUAUCGGCGAGCUGUCGCCGGAGUUGCUCCAGAAGCUGGACGACGCAGUGCAGCAACAGCAGCAGACCGAUCCUCCCGCCGAGGAAGUGCAGGUGGAGGAGGAGGAGAAGGAGAUGGAGAAGGAGGCCAAAGAUACAGCCAAAGUCACUGCCAACGAAGAUGAAGAUAGGCUCAAAGAAAUGCAAGACAAAUGGGAAUUGGAAUCGGUAUCGGAAUCGGACUCGAAAAAGGAAAAGGAAAGGGAGGCGGGGCAGGAUGACGAAGACGCCCUGGAAGACGCCGAGGAGCAGUCGCCGUUGGAGGAGGUUACCGUUUCCGAGCCCGAGAACCAACCAGCUCCGCCAACACCGCCGCCCAGUCCCGUUCAUCCAGUCCAGGCCAGCUGCACAUCCAGUGAAAGUGCCAGUGAGAGUCCGAGUGCGAGUGCAAGUGCAAGUGGAAGUGGAAGUGCCAGUACCAGUGCCAACUCGCCCAGCUCCCCCUUGCACAGCCGGGAAGAGGAAGAGGAGGCAGUCGGGGCGGACGAAGAGAAGCCAGCAGUGGACACACCCGAACAGGCCACCGAGGAGGAGCCCCUCAGCGAUGGAAACGACGAAAGCGAGACGGGAACAACGGUUUAAAUAGGGAGGAUCUACCUGAGGGACAGACCUACCUUCACAUAGAUUUGCAUUUGUUUGCCAAGCAAACACCGACAAAGGCGUGGAUGCAACACCCAGUACCCAGUUCGACAUGGAAAAUGGAAAUGGACACGGACACAAUCUUGUAAUACAUAUCAGCAAAGAGCAGGGAUAGAGGAUAGAGAACGAUUCUACAGACGACGACGAUCCUGCUCCGGGCUUCCGCACUGUGUGUCCAUUUGCCUGGGUGGUGCCACAAUCCGAACACCGAUCCUGGCCAGAAACAAACGUGUAACAAACAACAAAUGAAAACACUUCCAAGAAAUCAAAGUAAAGUUUUUAAAACGACUGCGUUUAGUGUAUGCAUAGGAAUUAGGAGAAAACUACAAUAAUUCAGACAAACAAACAAAAACAAAAAAACAAAAAACAAAACAAACAAAAAAAGAUGAAAAAGAAUUCAAUUUUUAGUAUUAAUGGAAAGUUAUAGAUCAUACUCAAUAUAUAGGAAAAAAGAGCGCAAAUCGAGAUAAAGAUAAAGAUUCUGGGAUGGGAGAUCAUAAGAUAAAUAUCUAACUAAUUGUUGUAACUUGCGAAUUGUAUAAUACGAAAACGGAAAACGGAAAACCAAAUGCUUCUCAAACAUUACCUAUUUUGUUCUUUCUCCUCUUGCUAGCCAAUGCAGAAAUAUUAAGCAAACCUAAAGAAUUUAUAAAUGUAUAUUUAACGGAAAUUAGUUUAAAGUUAAUGUUAAUGAGCCCCACACAAACACAAACACACACACACAUACAGACAGAUAGACACAAAACAUACCAAAAUUGAUUGUUGAAGAGUACACAAAGGAUACAAAAUAAACCCGCAUUAAAUUAGCCUAAGCGAUAAGAGAACUUCGGACAGGAUUCAAGUUACAAAACUAAGAUAUUACAUACAAUUCCUAGAUAAUUAAGAGGAUGAUGAGGAUGAGGAUAAGGAUAAGGACAAGGAUGAGGAUGAGGAUGAGGACGAGGAGGAUCAAGUGGAAUGACGACAUGUAAAGCUCUCACGUUGCCUUAAUAUAUUAGACUGAUUUUUUCUACACACACAUUUGUAGACGUAUGUAUGGAUGAGAUGAGAUUCGAGGAGUCCCAGCCACAGCAACUGUCUGUCUGGGAAGGAGGAGGAGCUGCAGCAAAACGGAGUCCUAAUCCCGAUCCCAACUAGCGAUUUACAUGUACAUAAACAAAAUAUAAACAAAUAGGGAAGAGCGAAGCUAACCGAACAAAGCUACAGCUACAGUUUUUGUCGGCCAAUCCGAAUCCGAUCGUUCCGUUCCGUUCGAUGCGUAUAUAACCAAGGCAUAUAAGUACUACCCACUAUAUAGCCACAUGCCCAAUUAGCCAAAUCUCUCAUAAAUACAAGUGCAAGUGUAAUGCUAAUUUCUCACCAACAGCAGAUGGAUUGUAUUAAACUUACGAUGAAUAACCAAGAGAGAAAACCAACAGACAACAAACAAACUAAACAAAUACAAAA
Molecule: messenger RNA, 12678 nt
Organism: Drosophila ficusphila
Lineage: Eukaryota; Metazoa; Arthropoda; Insecta; Diptera; Drosophilidae
Gene: pcx
Product: protein pecanex
Exons: 10
Coding region: 493-11175 (3560 amino acids)
Biological process (GO): endoplasmic reticulum organization
Cellular component (GO): endoplasmic reticulum; membrane
Source: RefSeq, a predicted model, not a curated record